GGUCCUAUUCUGCCCAUAAAAUUCUUCCCUCUUGUCUCCAACACACACACUUGCACUUGCACACUCUAACCGUCUCCGCCCUUUCCUUUCUUCACUCGUACGGAAACACCUACCAAUACCAUACAUAAACACGCACAGCUCCUCAUGUAGCUCUACUCCGUCGCCUCUUCAUAGACUCGGAGCCAAUGGGGGGCGGAAGCAUCUCGUUCGGCACUAUGGUUCCUAAAGUGAAGUCCGAGCUGGUGGAUUCCUCCGCCCAAGCGCCGCCGUCUCCGGCGAUUACUCCGUCGCUGUCAUUCGGGGAGUCAGAAAAGGAGCAGAAGGUGGAUAAGGAUAUGUUGUGUCCGAUAUGCAUGCAAAUAAUAAAGGAUGCGUUUUUGACGGCAUGUGGACAUAGUUUUUGCUACAUGUGUAUCGUGACUCAUCUUCAGAAUAAGAGUGAUUGCCCAUGUUGCUCUCAUUUCCUUACGGCCAAUCAUCUCUACCCUAAUUUCCUUCUCAAUAAGUUAUUGAUGAAGAUUUCUGCUCGCCAAAUAGCUAAAAUUGCCCCUCCCCUGGAAGAGCUUCGUCAGGCAUUUGAACAGGGAUGUACAACUUCGGUCAAAGAGCUUGAGAGCCUCUUGUCUCUUCUUUCAGAGAAGAAAAGUAAAAUGGAGCAAGAAGAGGCUGAGACAAAUCUACAGAUACUUCUCGACUUUUUGCACUGUUUGAAGAAAAAAAAAAUUAAUGAGCUUGAUGAGAUACAAGCCGACCUUCAAUACAUGAAAGAAGAUAUUAAUGCAGUAGAGAGACGUCGAAUAGAGUUGUAUCGAAGAAGAGAUAGAUACUCUGCAAAAUUGAGAAAGCUUGUCAGUGACCCCUGUUCACAGUCAGUGUUGCCAUCAUUGGAUGAUAAACAUGGUGGCCCCACUGUCUCCAGAAACGGCAUUACACAAGGUCAGUUUUGCAUGAGUUCAAGUGGUGGUUCGCAGAACAGAAAAGUUGAUGCAAAAUCUUCUGCAAAUAAUUUAAUCCCAAGGAAGGAUAGUCACAGUGGGUCAGACACGCAAAAUCUUACUCAAUCUGGACUGGCAUUGGCUAGAAAGAGGCGGGUCCAGGCUCAGUUUAACGACCUACAAGAUUGUUACCUGCAAAAACGGCGAUCUUGGGCAAGGCACACACUGGGACAGCAAGAACGGGGAUCACAUGGUUAUAGAGAAGGUUACCCUGAAGGACUAGAGGAUUUUCAGUCUGUUCUGUCAACCUUCACAAGAUACAGUCGGAUGCGAGUUGUAGCUGAACUUAGACAUGAAGAUGUCUUUCACUCGGCUAAUAUUGUAUCAAGCAUAGAAUUCGAUCGAGAUGAUGAAUUGUUUGCUACAGCUGGAGUAUCACGCCGUAUCAAGAUUUUUGAGUUCUCAACCGUGGUUAAUGAACCAGCUGAUGUUCAAUGUCCUAUAGCGGAAAUGUCCGCUAGAUCCAAACUGAGCUGUUUAAGCUGGAAUAAGUAUGCAAAGAGUCAGAUCGCUAGCAGUGACUAUGAAGGCAUCGUAACCAUUUGGGAUGUGACUACUCGACAGAGUGUGAUGGAGUAUGAGGAGCAUGACAAACGUGCGUGGAGUGUGGAUUUUUCACCUACAGAACCUUCAAUGCUUGUGACUGGAAGUGAUGAUUGCAAGGUCAAGGUAUGGUGUAUAAAACAGGAAGCAAGCGCGCUCAGUAUUGACAUGAAAGCCAAUAUUUGUUCUGUCAAAUACAACCCUUCAUCCAGCAUUCAUGUAGCUGUUGGUUCUGCAGAUCACCAUAUUCAUUACUACGACUUGAGAAAAAUCAGCCAGCCAUUGCAUAUUUUCAGUGGGCAUAGGAAGGCAGUAUCAUAUGUUAAAUUUCUGUCCAACAGUGAGCUUGCUUCUGCAUCUACGGACAGUACUUUGCGGCUAUGGGAUAUGAAGGCAAAUCUCCAACGAUGCAUGUUUAGAGGCCAUAAAAAUGAGAAGAAUUUUGUGGGUCUAACAGCAAACAGCGAAUACAUAGCAUGUGGCAGUGAAACAAAUGAAGUGUUUGUGUAUCACAAGGCAAUAUCUAAGCCGGCAGCACGGCAUCGUUUCAGCCCCGAUGUCGAUGAAACUGGUGAAGACACAAGCUCACACUUCAUUAGUUCUGUGUGUUGGAAAAGUGACGGCUCAACUAUGGUAACAGCGAAUAGUCAAGGGACGAUCAAAGUCCUUGUACUGGCUCCUUAAUUCACAAAAGCAAACCAAAAGAAAAUGCAACAGUAAAUCCACAUAGAAAAAUAUGUCUUUGAACAGAGUUCGAUUCUUCCUUCUUGUUGUGGGAUAUGUUUAGUAUAGAAUGGCUAGGAGGUUAUUAUCGCUUUUAAAUGGGAAUUUUUUAGAGGUUCAGUUUUAACUUUUGUUGUCUACAUGUAAAGACAGGAUAUUCUUAACUUUGAUGGACUCUGGUAUGAAAGGUAACAACAGAACUGGAUCAGGUGAUGUCUAAGCUAAAUUCAUACCAUCCAGAACGCGGGAGUGGCAGAUGAAUUGAACUCUUAGCUCACAUUUCUCUCCUGAAGUUGUUCACGGGAUCAAUAUUUUACUUUCUGGUCA
This is a messenger RNA of Sesamum indicum (sesame), 2588 nucleotides long. Its product is annotated as E3 ubiquitin-protein ligase COP1. Gene Ontology annotation, biological process: proteasome-mediated ubiquitin-dependent protein catabolic process. Gene Ontology annotation, molecular function: ubiquitin protein ligase activity; protein binding. NCBI's taxonomy places the organism in Eukaryota, Viridiplantae, Streptophyta, Magnoliopsida, Lamiales, Pedaliaceae. The record is from RefSeq and is a predicted model, not a curated record.